Colius striatus (speckled mousebird) is the source of this 3873-nucleotide messenger RNA. RefSeq names its product RAB3A interacting protein like 1 (gene RAB3IL1). Gene Ontology annotation, cellular component: Golgi to plasma membrane transport vesicle. The coding region runs from base 345 to 1487 and encodes 380 amino acids. The record is from RefSeq and is a predicted model, not a curated record. NCBI's taxonomy places the organism in Eukaryota, Metazoa, Chordata, Aves, Coliiformes, Coliidae. The transcript has 11 exons. Gene Ontology annotation, biological process: exocytosis. Gene Ontology annotation, molecular function: guanyl-nucleotide exchange factor activity.
GCCGCGUCCUUCAGGCUGCGCCGGGACGGGUCCGGUUGCGGUGCGGGGAUGGGGGCGGCGGGCGCGCCUCCGCCCUGAGCGGCACCGGCAGCGGCACGGAGCAGCAUGCGGCGGGGGCUACAGCACAGAGAGAGUUUCCACUCUGCCACCUGGGAAAUGAAGUGUUACACAGACCCCUCUCUUUGGUGUGUUUCCCCUGCUCCAUGGCAAACCCCUUGCAGAGAAGCUCCCCUGAUCUCUGUGAAUUGGUCUCUACAUCCUCACCUUCCUGUGAUGGCUUCAGUUCCUUCCUUUGGGUCAUUCUCGUGCUCAGCCUCGGUGUCUGGAGCCUUUGAAACCUCCCCAUGCCAUUAGUGAUGUCACUGUGUGGGCAGGCCAGUUUUGAGGAAGACAGCCAGAAGCAACCAGCUGUGGGACACUGGAGGACACUAAUGCCAUCCAAAGGCAGCAAGGAGGAAGCAGAGCCUGGAUGCCAGGAUGCUGGAGGUGUGGAUGAGACCCAGGCCACCGAGCAGCUCAACGUGUCGCGUCUGCGCAGCUCGUCGGUGGAGAUCCGGGAGAAGGGCUCUGAGUUCCUCAAGGAAGAGCUGCACAAAGCACAAAAGGAGCUGAAGCUGAAGGACAAAGAGUGUGAGAGGCUGUCAAAAGUCAGAGAGCAACUGGAGCAGGAGCUGGAGGAGUUAACAGCUAGCCUAUUUGAGGAAGCACACAAGAUGGUGAGAGAAGCAAACACUAAACAGGCAGCAUCAGAGAAGCAGCUGAGGGAGGCACGGGGCAAGAUCGACAUGCUGCAAGCAGAGGUCACAGCUCUGAAGACACUGGUGAUCACAUCCACACCUUCCUCUCCAAACAGGGAGCUGCACCCUCAGCUCCAGAGCCCUUCUAAAGCUGUCUUCAGGAAGGGCCAUGGGCGAAACAAGAGCACCAGCAGUGCCAUGGGCUCGGCUGCCAGCCAGAAUGUGACCCCAGAGCCAGUCAGUCGUGAGUGCAGAGAGGUCGACUCCAUUCUGUUUGCUGAGUUCCAAGCCUGGAAGGAAUCUCCAACUCUGGAUAAAUCCUGCUCCUUCCUGGACAGAAUUUAUCAGGAAGAUGUAGGACCCUGUCUGGACUUCACAAAGCAGGAGCUGUCGGAGCUGGUGCGAGUGGCUGUGGAGCAGAACACACUCACCAUGGAGCCAGUUGCUUCCCAGACCCUGCCUGUGGUGAAGGUGGCAGCAGAAGAGUGUGGUGGGCCAAGGAAAUGUGCUCUGAGUGGCCUCCCCAGGACCUGCAAGCACAGAAUCAUGCUGGGAGACUCUGGGAAUUACUACUACAUUUCACCAUCCUGCAGGGCCAGGAUCACAGCAGUGUGCAACUUCUUCACGUACAUUCGCUACAUCCAGCAGGGCUUGGUGAGGCAGGAUGUGGAGCUGAUGUACUGGGAGGUGAUGCGGCUCCGCAGGGAGAUGGCACUGGCCAAACUGGGCUUUUAUCCCAGUGACAUGUAAGCAGAGGCCUCAGCCUGGAGGGAAACUGCUCCUGUAGGAACAGCCUGCCAAACAUCCUCUGCCAAAGACAUGCAAGCAGUGCCUCUCCUGCAGUGGGCCUUCCUCCCUCCCCACCCUCCCUCUGCCUGAAGCUGAGCAAGGAGCAAGAAGCCCACGUCCUACCUUCAGCUUGUCCUGCUUCUCCAACUGUGACUGGAAUGCAGCUGCCAAGCUGCCCCCUCCCAGCUGGGCUGGCCCUGGCUGCUUUGGGGUGGCCAUCUCCCAGACUGCAAUCUCCUAGAUGCAGUGUGCAGCCAUUUCUGGUUUUUAAACAAAGCCCUACCUUUUGUUUUUAUAUGCAAUCUGCUCUGGCAUAGUCUGAGGCCAGGCCUGGGCUAGGCAGGAGAGCUGGACCUUUGCAAGCAAGUCUUUCAGGACAGAUGCUGGCUGUCUGUCUGUCCCACUUACUCUUUGGGGGUGGAGGGAUGCUGUGCCCAGCUCCUGCUGACCACUUACUCCCUGGAGAUGCCAGCAGCACACAAGAAUCUGGAGAGCCAUGAACAACCUGCUUGCUGAAUACCUCCUCUCUCCUUUUAAAGGAGGCUGCAAGAGAAGCUUGCUGAGUCACAAAGAAGGAUUUGCUUGUGGUUUGAGCUUGGCACUGGGUGGUCUGGAGGAAGGGGCUGCACCUGGGGCCUUUGAGCAGGGAAAUGGUGUCAUGCACAGCUGGGCUGCAGCCUGGGGGCUGUUUGCUCCUGCUCUAGAGAACCUGCUGGAGCUGGCACAGGCAGAUGCAGACCUUGGUGCAGAAGUCCCCUGUGAUGCUCUUCCCUAUAAACCUCACCCCCCAGGGAGCUGCAUUUGGGCUGUUCCUGCUCUCAGGGUAGCUUUGGGCAGUCCUGGCCCUGCUGUUGAGCUGGAAACCCUUGUCCCAGGCAGGGUUUUGUUGUCUCCAGGAGGGCUGUGCCCACUCUUGAGGCCCAGAGGUUUCCUUCCCAAGUAUUCCACCAGCCCCAGAGGUGCCUGUCCACUGGGAAACCCAACUGCUCCUGGGCUGCUGUCCCCAGGGAGACUGGAGACAGCUUUGUGUGUUCUUCUGGUUCCUGGGUGCCUUAAACUGUGUGGGGAUGCUGCUAAAGCUGUUGGAUAACAGAGACCUGCUGCAGGCUGAGCUCAGGCCCAGCCUUGUGUGUGCAGAGCUGUAUUAAAGCCAUGGCAGUGCUUUUGCUCUCAGUGACUGUGCUACUGGCUCAGCCACCACCCACCCUGGAGGUUUCAUCUCUUGGCUGGCAUCUUGGCACCCUGCCUCUGCCAUCAUCACAGCUCCCAGCUGAGCAAGCUGGUGCCCACAGCCAGGUCACCAUCCAUCCUCAGCUCCAUUGUUCCAUCCUCUCCUGGGAGAUGCUGCAGCAGGAACUCUGUGUCUUCAGUGGAAGGAAAUCAUCUGAGCUGCUUGGGGUGGUUUUUUUUUAUCCAGAGGAGGGAGGAACAGAUGGAGAGAGCAAAAGUUGUUGGUUUGCAAGCUAAUAAGAGGAGAGAUUCCCAGCAGCUCUGAGAACUGCUCCACGAGCACAAGCUUUCCUGUGCCUGAGCACACUCUGAGGCUGCUGCUGAGCUGCUCCUCAAGGGCCAGCCUGGCACAUGGGAUUGUUUGCCAGGGCUUAGUAGCUCUCUGAAACAUGAGUUGGCAUCCCCAGAGCUGGGAGAGCACGUUCCUGACCAUACCUAAGAGCUCUGAAUCCAGCUCAGAAAGGGCUGAGCUGCAAGUCCAAGCUGUCAACGCCCCAGCUCUGCUUUUGCUUCCCACAACCCUGUGCUCCAGCUUGUGAGGGCUGACUUUUGCUCCAUCAGUGUGUACAGCUGCUGCUCUUCACCACAGGAACGUGUUGCAGAUGUGGAGUAGAAGCCUGGGAAGCACACCCUUGGGUAAGAGUCUGGCUGGCUCUGGAGCUAGUGAUGAGGCUGCAUCUCUUUUGGGGGGUGUCUGCAGGUUUGGGGCAGUUUGCCAUCUGUUUUUCAAGAGGAGGGGAUCUAUCUUUUCCCAACUGCAGUCUGCAGCUCAGAUCUACUCUGUGCCUGGCCAUUUCUCCUUGUGUCUGUUCCCCCUUGAGCUUUUGAUCUCUACAUGUCACCCUGUGCCAUUAUCUGCCACGUUGCACAAGAGCCAGGGCUGUGCUGCAGCACUGGGAAGGAGAUGAUCUCUCUAUGAAGGAGACACCUGGGCUUGUGUUUUGUGGGUUUUUCCCUCCAGUGGCAUUUGGCAAAGCACUUUUGAGAUGAAAGGAAGGAAAGAAAUGCUUUGUCCAAGGUUGUCUUCCAUUUAAACCAGGGCAGAACAAUGUGUUAAUGAAGUCACUCCAUUAGCAGUGGGAUGGGGAAAUAAACAUUUGCUGUUAACCUCUCCAAA